This is a messenger RNA of Acanthamoeba castellanii str. Neff, 2184 nucleotides long. RefSeq names its product leucine rich repeat domain containing protein. The record is from RefSeq and is a predicted model, not a curated record. Gene Ontology annotation, biological process: SCF-dependent proteasomal ubiquitin-dependent protein catabolic process. Lineage: Eukaryota; Discosea; Longamoebia; Acanthamoebidae. The transcript is spliced from 14 exons. The coding region runs from base 1 to 2184 and encodes 727 amino acids. Gene Ontology annotation, cellular component: SCF ubiquitin ligase complex.
AUGGAAGAGGUGGACGACGUGUGGGACAGCCUUGCGGGUGCAGAUGGUGCCGUGAAAGUGGAAGAUGAGGCAGGCGUCGUGCGGCUCGUGGAGAUGUGCGUGUCGAAGAACGUGCUGAACGAUCGCACGCUGGUGGCGUUCGUGGACGAGCGCAUCGUCCACUUGAAGCUGUCCGGCGCGUCGGCGCACAUCACCGACGCCGGCCUGGAGAGCAUCACGCGCUGCUGCAGCGGCCUCCAGUCGCUCUCGCUCUAUGGCGUCUCCAACUGCUCCCCCGACGCCCUUGCGCGCCUCUUCUCCAGCACGACGUCACUGACGUCGGUGAACUUGUCCAAGUGUCCGGUGGCCACCAAGCCUGUCAUCGACGCCCUCGUCCGCCACUCCACCGGCCUGCGCACGCUGAUUCUGAACAGGAACAAUCAGGUGCGCGACGACUUUUUGCUGGGCAACCUGCCCCACGUGCCCCACCUGCAGGAGCUCGCCGUGCUGGGCUGUCCGCACCUCACCGGCCAGUUCCUCCGCGUCCUCCCGCACCACAACUCGCGCCUCACCGCCCUCAACCUCUCCCGGUGUACGCAGCUCAAAUCGGACGAGCUGCUGGUGGAGUGCUUCAGCCGGAUGCCCUACCUCCAGAACCUGAAGCUGGCCAAGCUGCGGAAGCUCUCGGAUCGGGUGCUGGACUGUAUCGGGGACCACCUGGCCGGGGUGCUCUGCGAGCUCGACAUCCGCCUCUGCUCCUCCAUCACCGAGAGCGCCCUCAUCAGGGUGCUUCCCAAGCUGCAGGAGCUCCGCAUGCUGGGACUCCCGCCCCCUGCUGGGGAGCCUGGCCGAAGCCCGCCUCCGUUCCUCCACGAGCUCUACCUGAGCCGCUCCGCAAGCGCAAGCGCCGAGGCACCUACCCGCUGCCCCGCUCUUUCAAUCAACCACAUGUGGGCAACGCGGGCUGCCGGACUGACCGACGGAGUCGUUACCACGAUGCUGCAGCAAGGCCCCAAGCUAAAGGAGCUCUACGUGUCGGAUGCCGAGCGCGCCGUCGGGGAUUGGACCGCCGAGGCGUGGCCUCCCCGCCUGCGUCUCUUCGAAGCCGGCAACUCCCCCAUCACCGAUCAGGCCGUCGAGCAGCUGUGCCUGUUUUGCCCGCGGCUCGAGGUGCUGGACCUGGGCAAGUGCUCUCGCAUCACCCCGCGCAUCUGCGAGUCGAUCGGGCGCCUGGGGCACCUGCAGAACCUCAAUCUCUCGGGCAUCGCGGCCAUCGACGACCAGGCCGUGGCGCGCCUCAUCACCCAACGCACCGCCCACACCCUCGAGACCCUCACCCUCGCGAGCUGCGGGGUGAGCGCGGACUGUCUGGCGGUGGCGCUGCUGGGCCUGCCCAACCUGACGGCGCUCAACGUGCAGGACUGCGCCGGCGUGUCAUGCCUCACCCGCGACCACCCGGCCGUCGUGGCCCUCGAGGCCCGACGCCGCACGUCGGCGCGCACCACCGUGGCCGGGGCCGGCGUGCCCCUGCACGACCUCUCGUCGCUGUGCCUGAGCGGGUGUCGCCAUCUGGCGGGCACCACGCUCGCGACGGUGCUGGAGUGGUGCGGCCGCCUGCACGACCUGCAGUUCGCCGAGAACGCGGCGCUGGCCGACGACGACCUCGUCGCCGCGCUGCCGCGCCAGUCGAGCCUGCACGCCCUGAGCCUGGCCAAGCUGCCCCACCUCGCCUCGGCCGACCGGGUCGUGGCGGCCGUCGCGCGGGCCUGCCCGGACCUCAUCUACCUCAACCUCUCUGGCACGCGCGGACUCUCCGACGCGGGGUUCCGCGAGGUGCUGGAGCGGUGCCGGCUGCUGCAGACGAUGCACGCGAGCCAGUGCGGCAUCACGGACGACGCGCUCGAAGUCCUCCUCCCGCCCUCUCGCUGCGGGCAGGCCCUCCAGCUGCUCGCCCUCACUGACACCCGCGUGAGCAAGGACACCUGCGCCAAGCUCGUCCAGCACUUCCCCUUCCUCCAAAUCCACUUCGGCGGCCGGAUCUACGACGGGGAGGAGUUCGUGGCAGCGCAGCGACCGCCGUACGUGGGCUUCAUCCCGGGAGCGCGACAGACCCCCGACCCCGCCGAGGCCGGGCGUACCCUCGCCUACUGGCUGCUCGCCUCCUCGGCCGCUCUCCCGCCCGGCUACAACAGCCCACAGCUGUGA